Messenger RNA from Camelina sativa (false flax), 1134 nucleotides. The record is from RefSeq and is a predicted model, not a curated record. Lineage: Eukaryota; Viridiplantae; Streptophyta; Magnoliopsida; Brassicales; Brassicaceae.
AUGAAAUUCCAGAUAGUUCUGAUGAAGAGGAAGAUCCGAUUGUUUUACGAGAUAGAAGAAUCCGAAGGAACAGAGUUGAUAAACAUAUAUUGUCAAUUGUUCUUCAAUGGUGUUGAGUUCAAAGAGGUUGUAAUUGAGUAUGCUUUAAACUCAGGGAAUAAUGUGGUUCAAGGAAGAUGGGAGAAGACAAGGCUUGAAUUCAAGUGUGGUGUUGUUGGCAAGUGUUCUUGUCGACCAAUUAUCGGGCUUGAUGGUACAUUCUUGAAGACUGCAGUGAAAGGAGUGUUGUUGGCUGCAAUUGGUCAUGACGCAAACAAUCAGAUUUAUCCACUUGCUUGGGCUGUGGGACUCAUCAGUUCAGUGCAAACGGAAUUGCCUAAAGCUGAACAUAGAUUUUGUCAACUAGCUUGGAGCUACAACAAGACUGAGUUUAAAGAGAAUCUCAACAAAGUGAAAGAAUAUAAUGUUGACGUCUACGAUUCAGUGAUAAAAAAGAAACCCGAGACGUGCUCAAGAGCUUUCUUUAAACUUGGAAGCAACUGUGAGGAUGUUGAUAACAACGCCACAGAAUCAUUCAACGCAUCAAUUACAAAAGAAAGGGAUAAGGCAAUGAUUCCAAUGUUGGAGACAGUUAGGAGGCAAGCUAUGCAUCAAAUGGUGAAGAGGCAUAAUAAAUCCAAGAAUCACGAAGGAAGAUUUACAGAGUAUGUUGCCAAGAUUCUCGCAGAGCAGAAGAAAGAUGCAAACAAGUGUGAUACAACUCCCUCAACUCAUGGAGUAUACGAGGUUAUGCUUUAUGGGAAUAAAAAUUCAGUGAACACGAAAAGAAGAACAUGUACAUGUGGUAAAUGGCAAAUCAGUGGGAUUCCAUGUGAGCAUGCUUAUGGAGCAAUGAUUGAUUAUGAUAUGAAUGUUGAAGAUUAUGUAUCAGGAUUUUUCAGCACUGAUUUGUGGCGAGACAAUUACGAGCAGUCCAUACAUCCAAUGAGAGGGCCAAGAUUCUGGAUGACAUCUAUGUAUCGCUUGGUAACAGCACCACCUGAGCCUAUACUACCCGGGAAGAAAAAACAAAUAGAUAGAAGACAUAUCAAAGGAUUAAAGGAAAACACGAGUCACCGAAGAAGAAAACAAUAA